Molecule: messenger RNA, 4651 nt
Organism: Anopheles merus
Lineage: Eukaryota; Metazoa; Arthropoda; Insecta; Diptera; Culicidae
Product: acetylcholinesterase
Exons: 10
Coding region: 662-2596 (644 amino acids)
Biological process (GO): acetylcholine catabolic process in synaptic cleft; choline metabolic process
Cellular component (GO): plasma membrane
Molecular function (GO): acetylcholinesterase activity
Source: RefSeq, a predicted model, not a curated record
ACGAACCCCUCCGGUGGUGUGUGGCGUGUGUCUCACGGUGCCGUGUACUGCGUGUUCAGUUUCAGUUGAGCAGUUGGCGAGAGAUUAACAUUUUGAUACUACCGACUUUUCCGUUUUAAACCAGUGUGUUUUGUGUUCCCCGGCUGUUACUGUGUGGCGCUUUGCAUAAUUCACACAGACACAAAUACAUACCCUCACGCAUACCGCCACAGUCUCACGCGCAAACUUUCGCCGACCAGCAAGCAAGUUUUGAAACGACAGAGCAGAGCAAAACAGGAGCUCCCCCGGAAAAAAAAAAACAGGAAAAGCAAAAAAAAGCGCAUCACUCUCGAAUCGCAAGGCGCAAACGGACGGGCGCAAGAAAUAACGAUACAAAAAUAUUAUCGAAACCAUCUCCUCCAACCCCCAUCCAGUGACGGUAACAAUAGUGAUGUGAAAUGUGAGUGUGUCAGCGAACGCCCAAAACGACUCUACAACCUGUGCAACAACCAGCCGACGAACCAGCAAACAACCAAAGCCCCAAACCCGCCGCAAAAACCGCCGUCUCAGGAAACGCGUUUUUGCGCUAGCGACGAGCGGAACGCACCGGGAACUACCGAUCAACCGCUCCCGAGCCCACCACCAGGCGUCCGUGCGCACCAGAGGCCCCGACAGCGCCAGCAUGGCGUCCGCGUACCACCAGUCGGCAGUUGGCGUCGGCAACGUGCUGGUGCUGCUGCUCGGUGCGACUGUGAUAUGUCCCGCCUACGCCAUCAUCGAUCGGCUGGUGGUGCAGACGAGCAGCGGUCCGAUCCGCGGCCGCUCGACCAUGGUGCAGGGGCGCGAGGUGCACGUGUUCAAUGGCGUACCGUUCGCGAAGCCGCCGGUCGACAGCCUGCGGUUCAAGAAGCCCGUCCCGGCCGAACCGUGGCACGGGGUGCUCGAUGCAACCAGACUACCUCCGUCGUGCAUACAGGAACGGUACGAAUAUUUCCCCGGCUUCGCAGGCGAAGAGAUGUGGAAUCCCAACACGAACGUUUCUGAGGACUGUCUGUAUCUGAACAUCUGGGUGCCGACGAAAACACGCCUACGGCAUGGACGCGGCCUGAACUUUGGAAGCAAUGACUAUUUCCAGGACGAUGACGAUUUCCAGCGCCAGCACCAGUCGAAGGGCGGGCUGGCAAUGCUGGUUUGGAUCUAUGGCGGCGGGUUCAUGAGCGGCACCUCCACCCUGGACAUCUACAACGCAGAAAUACUGGCCGCGGUUGGCAAUGUGAUCGUGGCGUCGAUGCAGUACCGGGUCGGUGCGUUCGGCUUCCUCUACCUGGCACCGUACAUCAACGGGUACGAGGAGGAUGCGCCCGGCAACAUGGGCAUGUGGGACCAGGCGCUGGCGAUCCGGUGGCUGAAGGAAAACGCGAAAGCGUUCGGCGGCGACCCGGACCUGAUCACGCUGUUCGGCGAGUCGGCGGGCGGCAGCUCGGUCAGCCUGCACCUGCUGUCGCCGGUGACGCGCGGCCUGUCCAAGCGGGGCAUCCUGCAAUCGGGCACGCUCAACGCACCGUGGAGCCACAUGACGGCCGAGAAGGCGCUGCAGAUCGCGGAAGGGCUCAUCGACGACUGCAACUGUAAUCUGACAAUGUUGAAGGAGUCACCGAGCACGGUCAUGCAGUGCAUGAGGAACGUGGACGCGAAGACGAUCUCGGUCCAGCAGUGGAAUUCGUACUCCGGCAUACUGGGGUUUCCGUCCGCGCCGACCAUCGACGGAGUGUUCAUGACAGCCGAUCCGAUGACCAUGCUGCGUGAGGCAAACCUCGAAGGAAUUGACAUACUGGUCGGCAGCAACCGGGACGAAGGCACCUACUUUCUGCUGUACGACUUUAUCGACUACUUUGAGAAGGAUGCGGCCACCUCGCUGCCGAGGGACAAGUUUUUGGAAAUCAUGAACACCAUCUUCAACAAAGCGUCCGAGCCGGAACGCGAGGCAAUCAUCUUUCAGUACACGGGAUGGGAGAGUGGCAACGAUGGGUACCAGAACCAGCACCAGGUCGGGCGGGCUGUCGGGGACCACUUCUUCAUCUGUCCGACGAACGAGUUCGCGCUCGGGCUGACGGAGCGUGGCGCCUCGGUGCACUAUUACUACUUCACGCACCGCACCAGCACCUCCCUCUGGGGCGAAUGGAUGGGCGUGCUGCACGGCGACGAGGUCGAGUAUAUCUUCGGCCAGCCGAUGAACGCGUCGCUUCAGUACCGGCAGCGGGAGCGGGACUUGAGCCGCCGCAUGGUACUGUCGGUGAGCGAGUUUGCACGCACCGGCAAUCCGGCCCUGGAGGGUGAACACUGGCCACUGUACACGAGGGAGAACCCGAUCUACUUUAUCUUCAACGCGGAGGGCGAGGACGAUCUGCGGGGCGAAAAGUAUGGCCGCGGACCGAUGGCGACCUCGUGCGCCUUCUGGAACGACUUCCUACCAAGACUGCGGGCCUGGUCGGUGCCCUUGAAGGAUCCGUGCAAGCUCGACGACCACACCUCGAUAGCAAGCACCGCCCGGGCAGCGCCCACCGUUGCGCUGCUGAUCGCGCUCGGUCUGGCGGUGGCGAGAUUGGUAGCAGCCUAAGACGGUGCGCACAGCACAGCAUCCACCCAUUAUCCCGCUCAUCCCCCGCGCCCAAUACCCGUACACGUUUUCCCCACCCAUUCCCAAGCUCUCUAGUUCGUGGCACCCCGGAUAGAAGCAGCCUAUUUAUCCAUGCUUGACCCCGCGAUAGGCCGAUCCGCAUCAUCCGCGGACAGCGGAAAGUAUUCAUUGGUUUUGUGAUGGCGUAUUAUCGAAUUUCAAGGAGCUUUUUCUUGGUGAAGCGCAGGCGCUUUUCAUCAAUUCACGGAUACAUACAUCCCUCUUAAAGGCAGACAAGCAGCAAACAGAAAGGGGGAAACACACAUACCCAAACGUAAAACGAAUAUACUCUAACAGCUAACAACAACAAUCAAACCAAGCUCAGUGCAAAUGGGAAGCAGUGAGUUAAAAAACGAUAAAAGAGAGAGAGAGCGAGCGGGAUACAAGAAACAGCCAACAGCGAGUAGGAACAACAACAAAAACGAAAGGAAGAAUCAGUGGGGGAGAAAGAAAAUAAUACAUAUCGCCACAACACGUUACCAAAGGACUGGAUCCUGUGAUCUUUUUCUUUGGGCUACUGGUGCCCUGAACAACAACCAACCAAAAAAGAAAAAAAAGAAAGAAGUAGCAGACAACAACAAAAAAAAGAAACAACCUCUGUCACAAAUACAUAUCACGUGCUUGAAGACUUAUGAAAUAUUGCUGUGUAGCUAUACCUAGAGAAUAUGAUAAAACCAAAAAAUAACAAUAUAUAAGCAUAAUAUUGCAAGCGGUAGGAGAAGGUAGGUGGGGCAACAAAAAAGAAAAAAAAAUUGUCGCAAAAGCCGAAGAAGCAAGGGAGCAGAGAGCAGACCGAGAGCGACUAGCAGAAGCUUAGCGACCGUACGCGUCGGGGCACAGCCGCGUAGGGCGAGGGAUAUAAAAGGCCCGUUCUUUGGCUGCACAUCUCCACUACCGGCUAAAAUUGUAGCGUAAACAAAACCUCCGUUUGAAGAAAGUUGCUCCUUUCUGAACACACGUGAUUUGAUUUUCCACCGUACUCUCUACUGUACUUCGGUUUUUCUUCAUUUGUUUUUCUCUGUAAACUCGUCGUAAUCUGAACAAUGAACUUUUAAAAGGAAACCAAAGCAUGGCGCCAUUUAGAUGUUACAUUUAAUAUACCUAUAUAUAUAUUAUAUAUAUAUACAUAUACAUACAAAACAUAAUUAUAUAUGAAGCAAAUAAGUUUAUUUAACGAUUUGAAAAACAAAAAAGGCUCGUUUAUAAAAAAAAUCAAAGCAACCCAAAACAAGGAAAAACAACACGCACUUGCAUUACCGAAAAAAAAACAAAACAAAACAACAACUCUUUAUGAAGUAAUGGAUCCAUCUUUUUUAGAUGUUCAACCGACUAUAUAUAUAUAUAUAUUUAACGUAAAGCAGUAUGUAAACCCCAAAACAUAUCAUUCAAACUGGAUAAACUUAGAUAUUAAUAUACAAUAUUGUAGAAGAAACACACGAAACGAAACCACAACAAAACAAGCGAUAAACGAGCAGAAAGGAUGAGAAGAAACAGUAUGGGGGAGGGAAAAAAACAAGUGGUCAGAAAAAAAAACAGGAAAGGAAAAGACAAAUAGCAAAUAAGUAAAUCUACCUUUAUAAGAAAGCUUUUUAUGAGAAUUGUAAACCCACUUUUGAAAACAAUACCGAUCGGCAAAAAUAAGUAUAACAACAACAGCAAACUAGCAAACAAAACAAAAAAAGAAGAAGGGGAAAUGUAAACACGAACUGUCAACGUGUGGCGAUAUUGUUAGUAAUUGGUAAAUACUGUUAGUAGAGAGGGAAGCGUGUUUGGUUUGUUUUAUUAGUAGCGGUCAAAACAUACGCGAUGCGGUCUUAUGAUCAACAAAACAAACAACAUUCAUACACAUGCAUGUGAUUCAAUACGAUGUUUAGCGUUGUUUAGCGAAACAAAAAAACGAAAAGAAAACUAACACAAAACUCAAUCUUACACACGGCCACACCUGCGCAUGCAGUAAAGUGUAGAAUAUAUGCGUUAAACAGAAUUAACACAAUU